CGAGUCGGCCGCCCCGAAAUCCCCACCCAGAUAUUUGCCCGGCCUCUCCGCCCGCCAUGACCAGCCACAAGCCCAUAACACCUCAUCCGUCCACCUCCGGCCGCGGAUCCGCGAGCAGCCACCGUCUCCCCGUCUUGAGCUCUGACAUGCCCGUUGGACUUCUACGGUGCCACUGUACCGUAUCGCCGUGACGCUCGCCUGCGAGCCGAUAGGAGGAGGAGGAGGCUCGGAUCGAGAUGUCUGCACCAAUGGUCAGCGCGACCAUGUGGGUGAUGAACCCCCUCAUCGGCAAGCUCGCCGUGCUGGUGGGCGACGAGUACAAGAAGCUCACAGGAGUGAGGAGACAGGCCUCGUUCCUCAAGGAUGAGCUUAGCACCAUGAAAGCUCUCCUCGAGAAGCUUGAGAUGAUGGACGACCUCGAUCCCUUGGCCAAAAACUGGAGAGACCAUGUCAGGGAGAUGUCCUACGACAUGGAGAAUUGCAUCGACGACUUCAUACACGAUCUUGGAGGUAACGAUGUGAAAGCAGGAUUCAUCAAGAAGGCGGCUAAACAUCUCAAGACGUUACGGAAGCGUCAUCGCAUCGCUGAUCGGAUGGAGGAGCUCAAGCUCCUUGCCAUACAGGCAAAUGAACGACGCAUGAGGUACAAGAUUGAUGAUUGCAUCAGUCCUACUACUGGCAUUAUUCCUGUCAAUCCUCGCAUGUCGGCAAUAUACAAGGACGCAGCGGAACUUGUUGGUAUGGAUGGCCCCAAGAAAAAUCUUCUAUGUUGGUUGGCCGAUAGCCAGAGAAACCUCAAGGUGGUGUCCAUCGUGGGAUUUGGAGGGGUCGGUAAGACUACACUUGCCAAACAAGUGUAUGAUGAGAUUGGUGGGCAAUUCAGUUGUAAGGCAUUUAUGUCAGUUUCACAAAGACCUGAUCUGACACGCCUCCUUAGUGGCCUACAACUGAAGCUGGGGAUGAAGGAGGAGUCAUCUCCCCAUUCUGAGGUGCAAGACAUCAUUGACAGUCUUAGAGGGCAUCUCACACAUAAUAGGUAUCUUAUCGUUGUUGAUGACUUGUGGAAUCAAUCAAUGUGGAAUACUUUGAGUUGUGCCUUUCCAGAAGUGGGAAAUGGAAGUAGAGUAAUAGUAACAACGCGAGUGGAGGAUGUAGCAAUUGGGGUGUGUCAAAAUGACCGCGGCUGUGUUUACAGAAUGAAACCCCUCAAAGAACAUGACUCAAGAUUGUUAUUUUUUAAAAGAGUAUUUGAGAGAGAAGAUAGGUGUCCACCUGAGUUUAAAGAAAUUUCAGCUGAAAUUUUGAAGAAGUGUGGAGGAUUGCCACUGGCAAUCAUCACUAUAGCUAGCCUGUUAGCCAAUAGUCAAGCAAGAUCAAAGAAUGAGUGGGAGAGUAUAAGAAAUUCUUUGGGUGCAAACUUUGCUAAAAAUCCCACCCUGGAAGAGAUGAGGAGUAUACUUAACCUUAGCUACAUGAAUCUUCCUCUUCAUCUCCGUCCAUGUCUCUUGUAUAUUGGCAUGUAUCCAGAAGACCAGGAGAUCAGGAGGGCUGAUCUGGUUCGACAAUGGGUAGCUGAAGGCAUUGUUAGUACUUCUCAUGGAUCAGAUUUGGAGAAUGUUGCAAAGAGUUAUUUCAAUGAACUUAUCAAUAGAAGUCUGAUUCAGCCUGGAGAAACCAUAUGCUAUGAGGAGGUGGUGUCUUGCAGAGUACACGACAUGAUGCUUGAUUUGAUUCUGAGCAAGUGUGUGGAAGAGAAUUUUAUCAGUGUGGCAUAUAAUUGUGAAGACGUGGCAAGAAUGCAUGGUUGUGAGUACAAGGUUCGUCGAUUGUCCUUGACAUCAAGCGCCAGUAGUGCAACAUCUGGUAUCGUUGAUACUAGACUGUCACAAGUGCGCUCAUUUGCACAGUUUGGAGAUCCCAAGUACCCAAUCCCUCUUUUGCUAUUUAAGUACCUUCGGGUGCUACUGCUUCAGUUCUCAAGUCAAGAAACACCAUACGAUAAGGUUAUGAAAGUGGAUCUCACUCCUAUUGGUAGAUUAUUUCAAUUAAGGUAUCUGAAGGUAACAGCGUUGGGCUGCCGCAUAGAUCUCCCAACUGAAAUUCGAGAGCUUGUUUAUUUGGAGACGCUCGCAAUACGUGGUCCCUCACGACUAGCCAUUCCGUCAGAUAUAGUUUCCUUGCCACGCUUAUCAUGCAUGAUUCUUCCAGGCGGCACAGGACUGCCCCACGGGAUCGAGAACAUGAAAUCAUUGUGCAUUGUGCAUUGCCUUAAUCUAGGGUGGAGCUCGCUAAACGAUAUUAAGGGUCUUGGUGAGCUGGCCAAUCUAAAGGAGUUGAGGCUCUCCAGGAGUCAUAGUUAUAAGUGGGGUGACAAUGUGGUGGCACAGGUUGAUGCUUUGGUCUCCUCAAUUAGAAAGCUUCAUGAGCUCAGAUUCCUCACCUGCGAUUUCACGACUCCUAAAUGCGAUGACGAUCAACUGUACUCAUUAUCCAACCCUCCUCUCUAUAUGGAUCAGCUUCAUCUACCAAAAUGGCUGCUGAAGGGAGUUCCUAAAUGGAUUGGUAACCUGUGUUGCCUCCGUGGCCUCUCCCUACGUGUUGAGCACUUGUCGACUGAUGAGGUUCAUGCUGUUGGAAAGCUGCCCUCCCUCGUUUGGCUCAGUCUCAAGGUGUUGUGUAUUCCUAAAGAUACUGCUGCUGUUAGAAUAAGGAGGGGAUUAUUCCCAGUUCUAGAGUACCUUGCUCUCCGCUCUACUGAAGAUGGUGAUGGUACGGCAUGCAUGGAGUUUGAGGCAGGUGCUAUGCCUAAGGUACGAAGGCUCCAUUUAGGGUUGCGUGAUGAGUGGGGUGGUGUUCCGCCAGUCGGCUUGGAGCACCUAUCAGCCCUCGAGCAAAUCCAUGUAAAUAAAAGUUUGUCCAUCCAUGAGUACAGUGAUGUCGAGGCGGUCUUCACGAAAGCCGCACAGGUGCACCCAAGAUGUCCUUCCGUCAGUCGGUCCUAUAUGACAGUGCUGAUGAGUAUGCCUUAUUUUGACUUGUAACUUGAACCACCCUUUGCUAUUUCACUCUAUUCAUUCUUCCCAUGCAUGUUAAGAAAACAUCACAUUUUCCUGUUUCAUUGUAUUUGCCAUGUAUGCGCUUCGUUUAUAAAGAAUGUCCCGUAAUAA
Messenger RNA from Lolium rigidum, 3167 nucleotides. Its product is annotated as disease resistance protein RGA5-like. NCBI's taxonomy places the organism in Eukaryota, Viridiplantae, Streptophyta, Magnoliopsida, Poales, Poaceae. Gene Ontology annotation, molecular function: ADP binding. The record is from RefSeq and is a predicted model, not a curated record. Gene Ontology annotation, biological process: defense response to other organism. The transcript has 3 exons. Bases 237 to 3041 code for a protein of 934 amino acids.